UGCCUCAGUUCAGUUUUCUUAUGUCGGUUAAAUUACUCGUUUCAAUUUGGGAAUGGUUUAUCUGUUGCUAAUUUCCUGCCCAUUGGUAGCAAUAAGAAAAAAAGAAUUAUGAUCACACCUCUUGGGUUCUUGCUCACUUUGUAUUGUAGUCCAAAAACAGUUCUAUAUACUGCAUUUUCUUGUGUGUCUAGUUGAAUAUGCUAUGAUUUAGGAUACACACUAGCAAAUGGGAUUUAUGAAUGAUCUCUGACCUGAACCAUUACCAGAUAGCUCAAACGCCGAGUUAAGGUUGCAGCAGUACCUACGACAACAUGCAAGAUGCACAGCUGACUAGCUUACAAAUCGUUAUCGCUUUUCCUAUGCUGCUGCUAUACAAAUUGAAAUCUGGCUUGUUAUGUUGUCAACAUCUUACAAGGGUGCAACUAAUUUAAUGAUUGUCCUGGAGAAGCUCAGCAAUGCUGUUGUGAUAUCUGAGGACUAAAGCCAACUGUGAUGAACUGAUAUCACCUUGCAUGUGCAAAGGAACUCAGCAGUUUGUUCACCGUUCAUGCCUUGAUCACUGGCGUUCUGUUAAGAUUCUGAUAUUGCAAAGAUGCUACCAGAAUAAAAUUUUGACAUGUAGCAGCAAAUAUGCUGCCAAUUUUAAGUCGAGCUGCAUCUCUCCAGGCUAUCAUAUUUCAGCUUGGUUCAGAGGGUACACUGUAAAACAAGAAGGAUUUGCAUUUUCCCACUGCACAACGUGCAAAGCUCAAUUUCAUCUUAGGGUGGAGACUUGGGAGGACAACUCAUGGCGUAAAAUGAAGUUCCGGAUAUUUGUUGCAAGAGAUGUGCUCCUCGUAUUUCUUGCCGUACAGCUUACUAUUGCUAUUAUUGGUGCAAUUGCAUACUUUCUAGACAGGGAUGGAAGUUUCCGGAACAGUUUCAGUGAUGGUUGGGAUCGCUUCUUGUCAAAGCACCCAAUACCAUUCUACUAUUGCAUAGGUGUUGUUGUUUUCUUUGUGCUGCUUGGAUUCUUUGGGUUGAUAGUGCACUGCUCAUCCUUCAACGACCACCAGGAUCCAUGCCUAGCUGGGUGCCGGAACUGCUGCUAUGGUUGGGGCAUCCUUGACUGCCUGCCUGCUUCCUUGGAGGCUUGUUUUGCCCUGGUGUUGGUGUUCAUUGUUGUGUUCGCUAUCCUCGGCAUCGCCUACGGCUUCCUGGCCACCACCAUGGCUGUCCAGAGGAUCUGGCAGAGGCACUAUCACAUUCUGACAAAAAGGGAGCUAACGAAGGAAUACGUGGUGGAAGACCUUCACGGCAACUACACGGCUCCAAAGCUUGAUCCGGAACACGAGGAGCGGCUGAAGAUGCUCAAGCUCCUCUAGGGAGAGGUGCCUGCCUGAAUUCUGAAGAUGCUUCAUGGCAACCUCAUCAACAUGACAACAUGGCCCAUCCUCUUUCGUUCCAGAUCAUAGAAAGAAAAAGGCACCUUGAGUUCUAGGCUACUGUACAGAUGAAAAUCCUGCUUCAACCUGUACCGAACACCAUCAGCUGAAACAAUCCAGAGAUUCUGCUGGGCUUCACGUUUUGCCCUCGGGCUAAUUCCAUCGACUACGUGUAGUGCCUGUAAUGUUUGAUGUGCAUUGUUCCUGGAUGUGAACGCCUGUACGAUUGAAGAUUCUGUUGUCUGAAUUGAUCCCCUGUGAUCUCUUUGCGUUUUGGCAUCUGAAUAAGAUCUGCUCUCGAUGCAUCUGAUGUUCAGCAA
Panicum virgatum (switchgrass) is the source of this 1744-nucleotide messenger RNA. RefSeq names its product probable E3 ubiquitin ligase SUD1. The record is from RefSeq and is a predicted model, not a curated record. Bases 513 to 1364 code for a protein of 283 amino acids. Gene Ontology annotation, molecular function: zinc ion binding. The transcript is spliced from 7 exons. NCBI's taxonomy places the organism in Eukaryota, Viridiplantae, Streptophyta, Magnoliopsida, Poales, Poaceae.